GAUAUAGCAGUACCACAAAAGCAACCGCAGAGCAAAAACUUGCUCACACUCGGUCACACAGACUGUCUAGUUAAAACACAGUAGAUUACUUGCCACACUGGACACACAGUGGGAAGGGAUGUCCUUGAAUCAGGAAGAGACACAAAGACCAGAGGUGUCUUCAAGCCCUCCAUCCAACAUGGAGUUCCAAGUCCACCAAGCCCAUCGAGACCGUUGGAAGGACACAGAUGAUUCCAUGUGUCGCCACAGCAUGUCCUUCCAUCUUCACCAUACCAUAAGGAUGGAGUUCUUCGCCAGCUUCCUGUACUUGCUGGAGCAGAUUCCACUGGUCAAGCUGUUUGCAGUGACCUGCGAGAAAAUCAAAGGAGAGAAGCAGUUCUACUACAAGUCACAAAUGUUCUAUGAGGACGUCGAGGCUUCCGAAGAGGGAAUGAUGGGAGACUUUGUUGAGCUCUCCGAUAUCGACCUGGAAGGGUCCAGAAAAUUUCUGAGCAGGUUUAUUGGCCCAGGUAAGGCCGGCACCAAGUGUGCUCUGGACUGUGGAUGUGGAAUUGGACGUGUUGCUAAAGGUGUCCUCCUGCCCAUCUUUGAGACCCUGGAAAUGUGUGACAUGAUGGAGGCCUUUCUGCUCCAUGCCCAUGAGGUGUACCUAGGAGCUGACGCUGACCGCAUUGAAACGUACUACUGCUACAACCUGCAGGAGCUCACCCCUCCCAAAAAGAAAUACGACGUCAUCUGGAUGCAGUGGUGUGCGUGUUACCUGACAGACAGGGACUUGAUGCAUUUCCUGAUGCGUUGUAAGAGGAGUCUUCAGCCCAACGGGGUCAUCAUCAUAAAGGACAACAUGGCCCGGAAGGGCUGCAAGCUGGACGCCAUCGACAGCAGCAUAAUUCGCCACCUGGACAUCAUGAGGGAGAUCAUCUUCAAGGCCGGUCUGGAGGUACUGGCUGUGGAGAAACAGGAAGGAUUCCCUGAAAUCACUGUCCCUGUGUGGAUGAUCGCUAUGCAUUAGAUGGACGUACAGACAUGCCAAUAAACUGACAGACUGAUGGGGCUGAAAUACUCUUACACACUAUUAUAGUAGUGUGUAAGUCUCACACCCAAACUGACAGACAACCACCCUCACAGGCACACACUACUACUACAACUACUACAGACAGAUAAUAAUACUACUGCAAUAGUCUCUCAUACACAAAAACAUUUCUGACAGCCAGUAGGCAACGGCUGUUGAACUGACUUAAUCAAAAGUAUGUAAUGGUCACUGCAAAUAUUGGAAAUAAGUACAUAAGGAUCUCUUCACAAACAUCAGUGUUAAGUCCUGCAUGGUGUUUUGAAGACAAAACAAACAAAUUUGACAUAUCAAAAAAGGUUUGGCUUUUGUUCUGAAUUUACUUUCUUCAAAGUUCAAAAGCACUGAUACACCUAGGAGCACAGGAGGUAAAUUACUCAGGUGAUCAAAUUAAGCAAGAUUGUAUUUGUGUUUUAGAGAUUACUACUACAGUAAAGACAACUACUAUUACUGCUAUUACUACUGGACACUACAGACACUACUACCACUACAUCAGUAAAGAUACUACUGCUAAUACAGACACUGCUAUGACACUUAGAAAACCGGGUUCCAAAGGGAGCUGUCCCCAUAUGAGAAUGCUAUAUGGUUCCAGAAUAACUAUUUUAGAAUCCUCUGUGGAAAGGAACAAAAAAGUUUUUUUCAAUGGACAGUUGAAGACCCCUUCUAGACAGCACAGCACCUUUUUAUAUAAGAGUGUACAACGCACAAACAGUAUUAACACAAAAGUAAAG
This is a messenger RNA of Esox lucius (northern pike), 1800 nucleotides long. It is a transcript of the gene ntmt2, whose product is annotated as methyltransferase like 11B. Gene Ontology annotation, molecular function: N-terminal protein N-methyltransferase activity. NCBI's taxonomy places the organism in Eukaryota, Metazoa, Chordata, Actinopteri, Esociformes, Esocidae. The record is from RefSeq and is a predicted model, not a curated record. The coding region runs from base 119 to 1012 and encodes 297 amino acids. Gene Ontology annotation, cellular component: cytoplasm. The transcript has 4 exons. Gene Ontology annotation, biological process: N-terminal protein amino acid methylation.